CAGUGGUACUUCGGCAACUGGCUUUUCGCAGCCCAGCCGCUUUGGAAUGAGACUCUGGACAUGGAGCAGGACGGCGAGCACACCGAUUUGCCUCAUGUCAACCUUGUUUUCAUCGGCCCAUGCAGCAGCGGCAAGUCGACGAUGGUGGGCCACCUCAUCGCGGACAGCGGCGCCAUCGACGCUGAAAACUUGCAGAGGAUCUUCGACGAGGCAGAUCGGCGAGGUCAGCCCGACCGACGCUACGCGUGGAUCUUGGACAAGCUGAGCUUUGAGCGCAAGCGUGGUCAUAGCAUGUCGGUGGCACUAUGGAGGCUCGCAUCCAGGCGCUGCCGCUUCACGGUGAUGGAUGCGCCGGGGCACAAGGAUUUCUCGAAGGACAUCGUGACGGCUAUGUCCCAGGCGGAUAUUGCCGUUUUAGUGGUGUCGACUUCCAAGAGCGACCUGGAGCAGGGAGAG
Messenger RNA from Symbiodinium sp. CCMP2456, 456 nucleotides. Lineage: Eukaryota; Dinophyceae; Suessiales; Symbiodiniaceae. The record is from the annotation of a GenBank genome assembly.